AUGGCCAGCCUGCAAAUGCAAAACCGGACCCUUUUGAGGAUUAUUGAAAAUUCUAAGAUUAGAUUUCUAUGCCCCCAGUGUCUCAAAGGCUUUCCCCGUUCAGACGCCCUAUACGAACAUUUUCGACGAACCAGCGACAAAAUACAUGAUGGUCUUGACAUGGGGAGAACCAACUUCGGCCGGUUUUUUUCCUGCUACCAAGUAGCUCUUAGGGCCUCUAUCCUCCCAGCGCAACUCCCGUUUGGCGCCAAAUGCUUCGAGUACCGGUUCAUUGUCGAACAUUAUGGAGAAGGCGACGAGAAUCGCCAGAGUACCACAAAAAACGUGAGCAUGGCGGAUUUGGAAAGGAAAAAUGUCACACUUCGAAGGAUCAUACAACAGACAUCAAUUAGAUACCUCUGCCCGAUAUGCCUCAAAGGCUUUCCUCGCCCAGAUACCUUAUAUGAUCACUUUCGGAAAAAGAAAGAUGACACCCAUGAGGGCCUCGGCAUGAGAAGAACCGAUUUCAAGAGGUUCAUUUCAUCCUAUCAAGCGGCACUUGGGGCUUCUAUUCCUGCAGCAGAGUUGCCAUUGGAUAAUAAAUGUUUUGAACUGGAGUAUGUAUUAGAACACCGUGGUCAAGACUCUGAGAAACCCCAUGACACGAUCGCGCCCGGCAUAGACGCUUCGGCUUCACCCGCGUGUGAGUAA
This is a messenger RNA of Aspergillus ochraceoroseus IBT 24754, 690 nucleotides long. RefSeq lists its product as uncharacterized. The record is from RefSeq and is a predicted model, not a curated record. The transcript is spliced from 2 exons. Bases 1 to 690 code for a protein of 229 amino acids. Lineage: Eukaryota; Fungi; Ascomycota; Eurotiomycetes; Eurotiales; Aspergillaceae.